CCUUCCUUGGAUAUCGCCGUUGUCAUUGAUGAGACCAGAAGUGUAUCAUUGUCUGACUUAAUUAUCGUUCUGGAUGCUGCUAAGGAAAUGACUGAAUUAUUCUUCAGGAGAGUUGAGGACAUCCGUUUCUCGAUAGUUUCAUUUGCUAAAGAAGCAGCUAUUCGAGUCAGGUUCAGUGACCCUCAGGACAAGGAAAGCUUAAAAAGGAAAUUUGUAGAGAUGACGAGUGACACGCGAACCAAACCAACACGAGUGGAUAAGGCUCUGGAAAAAGUAAAUGAAGCUUUCAGCGAUCCUGGAAACCGAGUGGAUUCACCUGAUGUUAUGAUUAUUUUUACCGACGGAAAAACCCAUGGUCAUGAAACCCAACUCCAAAGGGAGAACGCAAAUCUAAUGGUGAGAACGAACAGGAUAAAAAAUUUCCUGGCCGCCUUGAUGUCUCCUAGGGGAUGGUACUCCAAUAAAUUUUCGGAUAGGUGUGUGCCGCCCAAGAUCUUAGCAAACCUGAAAAAUGAGACCCAGUUGAAGGGAAAAACAAAAAGUAAAAAUUUAAUGAAAACACGCAAAUCUUUCUGAAAUGGCUUUCCUAAUGCUCCAGGGUAAAGUACAGUUCUAACAGGUGAUACAUAAUAACGGUACCCAAUCUAUGGAUCACACCAGGAACUUAACGCCAACAAGGGCAAAAAUAGUUAACCUAUUUAAGGAUGAAGACCCUCAAAAACCAUACCCUUUCGGGCGGCACAUAUCUAUCUAGCCCGUAUAUGCGAUUACGCCUCCCUGGGUGUUGUCCCCACGUUAUGAGAUUCCUACAAUGCUUGCAUGAUUGAUAUACAUACACAGGUUGAAGAUCUGUUGUCUAAUUAUCUCCACUGGAUACAAUUCGUACAGUCUAUUAACCUGAUUACGAUCGAGAAAUGUUAUGGCUUUCUGACGUUCUGAAGGUACGACGGCGAUGAUGACCUGUGAUGACUGAGGGAUGUUGAGGUUGAUCAUUUUUCAUAGGGUUAUGAAUUACUCAGGUAAAUUAAGAAAUGGAGCUAAAUUUGCCUUAAUUUGCUCUCUUCAAAAGUGAGGGAGUGGUCUAUAUCUAAGAGCUUCAGAUGAAGAAAUAUAGAACUUUGCCGUGCUUUAAAAUUAUGCAAAUUAGGUCACGUGACCUGCAUCGGCUCAAAAAGCUUGUCCUUGAAACAGCAACACUUUUUCGUGUGUCCUCAAUUAUUUCACCACUUGGAUAAUGCCAAGGCCUUUUAAUAUAUCACUUCUGUGUUUGGCCUUUUUUAGAUAUUUAAAAUCAAAGGAGUUAAGAUGGGAUACAAUUGCUUUGGGGGACUGGGUUUAGGCAAGGACGGCCACCUUAGAUGAGAGUCACAUCUACUUAGGGGGAGGGGAACUGUUUCCCUGACGCCCGCCCCCUAGGUACAUUUUAUAUCAAACUCAUUGCCCACAAAUGAGGACAUUUGCUCUUUAGUGAUCAUUACAUGGAGUGUAUGCUACAGGGCGUGCGCAAAGGUAUUACGUUUCACCACUGACAAAUAAACAUGGGCGAUCGACCGAAGCGAAUGUCAUGUCUUCCACGGCUUUUUGUGGAAGAAUUCUGUCAGCUCUGCGAAAAAAAGAUGGAGAAAGUGGAACGAAAGUGCAAAACAGACAGGGAUUUGUAUGUUGUUGAGGUUGUUGAAGUGGAUACGACGCGAAACAGCUAAAAAUUCAUUUCGUGGGAUUCAGUCGCCAAUACGAUGAGUAGCGUGAUUACGAUAAUAAAUGCAAUUACUUUCCCUUCGUUCGCUUGGAAAAACUGUUUGUCCCCGGGGAAGGUUCGCUGGAGGAUAGAGGCAACAUUCACGGGCAAUUGUAUUGUUGCCUGAUUCCUUCAAUUUCUUCUCAAUUAUGUGUGCAAGAGCAGAUUCUCUUGUCUCUUCUUCGGCCUUUGAAAUGGUAUAAACUGGAAAGCUGCGGGAAUAAAUAGAAGAAACGAGGAAUUAUUAAAUAUCCGAAAAUUUAGAAAUCGAACCGUUUGAAAAUAUUAUUAAGCUCCUAUUAAAAUAUUCAUCGUCACUUCAAAUUACUUACUUGUUAAUCUCGUAAGUAUACGAAGGACCGUUCUGCUGGCUGAAUUUCUCACCAUUUUCGCCUUGAAAAUUAUCUUCAACUGCAGAAACCGUCACGGUACAAGUGAGGAGAAGAAAGAGAGCAAGAUGAACCUUCGAAGUCAUUUUGCCCCACCGAAAUCUGCACGAAUCCCAACAAGUUACAUAUCAAAACGCUGCAAAUUAAUUCAACUCUUUGAAUUUGGGUUGCAUUUAUUAUUCUGAGCAUGCUCUGUCAAGCCAGUCCAGUUUUCUCGACCCGCUGCUUUCAAGACCGGGCACGCUUUUGUAAAUUUACAUCCAAACCGACGAAAAAAAUACCCCAUCGAAAUCUUAACAAAAUGACCCAAGCUUGUCACCACUGGUAGCUUUGAUAGCACUUAGUUCAAUGCCGGUGGUGCAUUUGUGAUAGAUUUCUCACUUUGAGAAGGAAAGGCAAUAUUCUGCAGAAAAUAGCGUGUUUUCAGUCCUAUUUUACCGGAAGUUGAGGCCACCUGAUGUGACAUAGGGCAAAUGUCGCAAUGAGUUUCAUAUGGAAAAUCAAGAUGGCCCCCAUUAACGGCAAGACGCGCUAUAUCUCGGCGAUCUCACAGGAAAAUAGGGGAAUGUGAACAGUCUAAUAAAAUAAUUCGCAAUUUUAUUCAAUUCUAUUCUAUUCUAUAUUUACUUUAGGGGCCACAUAAACUAAAGCUUAAUAGGCUCAUCUUCAGUUUUUUUCAAUUUGUAUUAAGUAAGUUCUAAAAAUUGAAAUCAAGAGGAAUGCAAAAGAAAACGUUGUGUAAAUAAUUAGUAUCUCCAAAACACUUUAAAUCAAAUUUCCUCCUCGAUCAAUAAUUAUUUUAAGUACCUCUUAAAUUACUAAUUUGCAGCCUGUACAGCGUACUUUCACUUUUAACUCUAUCUACAAUGUGACUAAAGAAUUGCGUCCGCUUUCUUUAUGAGUCUGAAGACUGACUAUUUUUGGAUUUGACCCUUCACCCCCCCCCCCCUCAUCUUUUACCACCACUACCUCCUUGACAUUUCCAACGAAAAAAUUAUUGAAUUAUAGAGAUGAAAAAAGAAUAGUAAUUAGACUAAUCAAUUACAUGUUGUGUUUCAGUAAUCUCAUUUUAAAUAUGAGCUACAACAUAUCUAGCAAAUUGAAACUAGUGUUUACUUUUUUUCUAGGCGAGGAAUGUAUACCGUGUGGCCAUUGGACUUGGGACUGAGGUCGACCAAGCCCUUCUCCAAAGUAUCAGUGACACUUUUCUUCUGAUCAGUAGUUAUUACGACCUAGCAGGGCGAAUAAAUGACAUUUUGAAGGGUGUCUGCAGUAAGUAUCGUCAACUACAGUAUCAGCUUCCGGGAGGUGUAAAAAGUCCAAAAAUGCUUGACGCUUGAAUAGCUCUAGCUGACUAGCUGCAAGCUGUUCUUUUCUUUUCAGUGUUGUACAGAGAAAAAAAAUUAGCAGUAAUAUCUAUCAUUCUCUCUUGUUGUGAUACAUAACAUGAAAGCGGAAUCGAAAUUAAAUUAAACUCUUCGGAAUAAAAACGGUCUUAAUAGUUUUUAAUUAACACAAACCAUUCCGAGAGACAAAAAAAAAGAUUUGACCAAUAACAUCCAAGAACAUUUUCAACAAAAACAGUUUAUGACAGUCCAGUUGUCAGUUAGAGCAACAAGAAUGUAUAGACUUUGUAUCUAGGAAGCCCGUUCUUGUUUAUGUCCAAAUUGUUAAAUCCUGUCAUAAAGAAAAUUUGGCGAUGCGGUUCUCUUUUUCGGUUAAAUAGGCUACAGCGGAUUUUGGACAAUUUCUUUUCGUUGUUCCUUCAGUUCCCCCUGUACCAGGUGGCUAUACUGAAUGGUCUCAGUGGGAAAAAUGUUCUGUCACCUGUGGUGGAGGAGUUCAGAGUCGUUACAGAACGUGUACCAGCCCCCCUCCAUCUGAUGGUGGACUAACCUGUAUCGAACAAAACUUGGGACCAGCUGAGGAAAUACGGCAAUGUAACCAACAAAAUUGUCGUAAGUGUUACUUUUGUCCUAGAGUAAAGGGUUCAUGGUACAGGAAAAUGGUUAAAAUCGUUAGUGAGUGAACUCUUUUAACUGGGGAGGUCCUAAACGGUCUUAUAUAAUGAAAAAAUAUAUCGUAUAGUAAUAACCCACCACAGACCUGCCAGAUGACCUGUAGCUUUCGAUUACAGCCGAUCAAAUAAAACGCUUGGACGCGAUCCAACACCAUGGUAAAUGAGUAUAACGUUUGAAACAGUCAUUGAGUACACAGUUAAGACGCAGUCUUCUACUGUGCCUUCCCCUCAGGGAUUGGCCCCAAUGGCUAGGACUUACCCAAGACAGUAAGCCCAAGGCUUACAACUUAACACCGACGGAAAGCCUCCUUGAAGGCAAGCCCACUAUAGCUAUAACAAGAUAGGGCCAGGAACGCAUCUGAAACCGGUUGCCUGUAAAACAAUUCCGAUCAAUGUUCGAUCAAAUUUUAAAAUCCAGUCAGAAUCUGUAAAUUUCUUCUAUCAGAGUUAGUUCUAACUUUUAGUUUCUGGUGUGCACAUCGUUAUGUCAAGUUUUUCUUUUUUUUUUAGCUACACCAGGUGGUUACACUGAAUGGUCUCAUUGGGGGAUGUGCAGUGUAACUUGUGGUGGAGGAGUUCACAGGCGUUACAGAACUUGUACCAGUCCCUCUCCUUCUGACGAUGGACCAACCUGCAUUGAACAAAACCUUGGACCCGCUGAGGAAACCCAAGAAUGUAACACAGGCAAUUGUCGUAAGUGUUACCAUUUCUUGCGAAAGACGUUUUAUAUACAUUUUACUGCAAAAAGUGUUUGAAUUUCAUAACCUUCUCUUUAUCGCGUCGUAUUGCAGAUAUAACAAAAUGUUAUACAAUUCAAGCACAGAAUUAAACGUCUUAUCUAUAAAACAAAAAUCAGUUAGAUUGUUCAGGAUCAGUUCUGUACACUACCCUAGUAUACACAUCUUGACGCAGGUUGUACCUCUCCUUUUUAGCUAUACCAGGCGGGUAUUCUGAAUGGUCUCAAUGGGAACAAUGCAAUGUUACUUGUGGCGGAGGAAUUCAAAGACGUUACAGAAGGUGUACAAAUCCCCCUCCAUCUGACGGUGGAUCAACCUGCAUCGAACAAGACUUGGGACCAGCUGAGGCAAUACAGCAAUGUAACCAACAAAAUUGUCGUAAGUGUCGCUCUUGCCUUAAACGAAAGGUUUUGAAUGCUUGACAACAAAUAUAACGGAGUGAUUAAACCUUCCGCCCCACUAAACGACUGUCCUAUCAGAUGAUCUGCAGUCUUCGAACCUAGCGAAUCGAAUCGAAUACAUGCACAUGAUCUAACACUACCAUGGCCGAGUCAAGAGCAAACAAUUAAAAACCAUUGAGUACACAGUUAAGAUAUUGCCCUCUACUGAGGAUUGGCCCCAAUGGCCUGGACUUACCCUAGUUAGUGAGCCUAAGCUUUGUACUAAAUUAUACCCUACUGAUUGAAAUCAAUAGGGAGAAGGGUAAUGUUAGUGGUGAUGGUAGAGGAGUGAAAAUGUGAUAUCAUGCUACUAAUUUUAGUCUAUGAUGUCAUACACUAUACCUAGAUUAUGAUCUCAACCUUUUUUGAUGACGUAAACCUCUGGGUAUUGUGACGUCACCUGCUCCUUGCCUACUGAAAAUAAACUAUGACAUCACCCUAUCUUAAUGAGAUACAUGAUGUCAUCAGCGUCAAUUUAUGCCACUCAAAAAAAUAAUUAAAUCCACGAAAAAAAAGGCCUAACCGGUUCCUCCCCCACUACUCUGGACUUACCCUAGUUAGUGAGCCUAAGGUUUGCACUUAACACUGAAGGCAUCCUUGAAGGAAAGCCCCCUACAACAAAAAUAGGGCCAGGAACCAGUCUGAAGCCUGUUUCUAGUGCAACAAUUCUGGUAGUCAAUUUUUGUUCACAUUUUUUAGAAUUGCUUAAAUGUCACCUUAACAUGGUAUUUGAAUCACAUCAAAUACAUGUAAUAAUAACUCACCUUAUCUUUAAAACAAAAUUUGUGUCAAUCUUGAUUUCUAUCGUAGUUGGUUCUAACUUUUUGUUUCUGGUUUGCACAUUGUUAUGUCAAGUUUUUCUUCCGUUUUAGCUACACCAGGUGGUUACACUGAAUGGUCUCAUUGGGGGAUGUGCAGUGUAACUUGUGGUGGAGGAGUUCACAGACGUUACAGAACUUGUACCAGUCCUUCUCCUUCUGACGGUGGACCAACCUGCAUUGAACAAAACCUUGGACCCACUGAGGAAACCCAAGAAUGUAACACAGGCAAUUGUCGUAAGUGUUACCAUUUUUUUGCGAAGGACGCUUUAUCAUCACUUUACUGCAAAAAGUGUUUGAACUUCUUGCUUCUUCUUAAUGUCUUAUUGCCAGUAUAUAUGCGUUAUUGACCAAGUGUGAGGUCAAAGAUUGCUAGAUAUUGGCCAAGUUCUCAAUAAAAUUGGUCAAUAAGAACGCAAAAAAAGAACGAGACCAAUAUGCAGCCAUCUUGACCAAACAAGCUUGGUUAUUAACGGAUUUUUUUACAGGACAAAAAAGAUUUUUUUCUUGCAGGAGCAACGCGGAAAAUCCCAAGCAGGCAUGAUGGACCCAUCUUGCCCGCUCGUCGCUCGCGGAUUCAGCCGUACAAUAAAUCAUUAUAUUAUAAGGUUCAAGCAAAGAAUAAAUCUCCUUACCUAUAAAACCAAACUCCAUUAGAUUGUUCACAAGCAGUUCAGUACAACACUCUAGUAAACACAUCGAAAUGAAGGUUGUACCUCUCUGUUUUAGCUAUACCAGGCGGUUAUACUGAAUGGUCCCAAUGGGAACUAUGCAAUGUUACUUGUGGCGGAGGAAUUCACAGACGUUACAGAACCUGUACAAAUCCCCCUCCAUUCGGUGGCGGGCCAAGUUGUAUCGAGCAAAGCCUGGGUCCAGAUGAGGAAGACCAAGAAUGCAAUAACCAGGAUUGUCGUAAGUCUGCUGCCUUUGUUCAGUAAACAAAUACAAACAUUUAUUUAUGUAUUAGGUUUUUGAGAAUGCUCAAUAGUUGGUCUCCAACAAUCAAGGCUCAUUGUAGUGGAUGAACUGUUCCUUCACUUUAGCCGUACCUGGUGGUUAUACUGAAUGGACUGAAUGGCAAGAGUGCAGUGUUACUUGCGGCAGUGGAAUUCGCAGACGUUCAAGAAAUUGUACCAAUCCUAGUCCAUCCGGUGGUGGAGCAACUUGCACUGGAGGAAACUUAGGUCCAGCUGAGGAAACUCAGGAAUGCAACCUACCAGAUUGUGGUAUGCUAUUGGGUCUAUUAUUAAAAAAAAAAUAGAUUUAUACAGAUUGGUUUUUUAUUACUCAUUCAGUAGUUACAAAUUUAGUUCCUCAGAUCAACCAAUACUACAAACACAUCAAUUAAUUUUGUUAGGCAUAGAUGGAAACUAUACCAAUUGGUCGGAUUGGUCAAAUUGCAGCAAAGACUGCGAAGGACUCCAGGGCAGGUAUCGACUUUGUAUUCGUCCAGCUCCCGAUGGACUGGGCAAGAAUUGCAGUGGUAACGGAUCUGAAACAAAGAUUUGCGGCAACACAUGUCAAGAUGGUAAGUUGACUUAAAUAUUAAGUCUGAGAAAAGCCAUACAGUUAAACCUUGUUUUAAAAUAAGGGUGCAAAACAGAAAGGUGAUGAUUAGUUCGUGGCCUAUUUUGCGAGAGCCGGGAUUCCUAGAUUGAUCCCUCAGGAUUGUAAGCUUAAUCAAUGCAGUACUUUGCGCUUUUUUAUUUGAGUAUCAAUGUAUUUAGCACGAAAGUGCUAAUUGGGGACACUAUUUUUACGUCUCCUAAUGGAGACGGGACCGCCAUUUUACGUGGUCAUCCGAGCCACCCAAAGGUCUAGCCGCUUGCAGUGCAAAGGAAGUACCUUCAUUUCUCAGUCAUUUUAAGACCCUGAGUAAUGGUCCGGCCACGGGAAUCGAACCCACGACCUCCCGCUCUGCAGUCAAACGCUCUACCGACUGAGCUAAUCCUGCCACGGAUAAGCGAGUUACCUACGCGAGUUACCGACGCGAAACAACUUUUUUUUAUCUUAGCAGGGGUAAAUAUGAAACUGAUCAAUUUAUGGUUCGGACCAACACUCAGGGUUUAAAUAACUGAGAAGAAAGUGCUGCCUUUGUAGUCGCAUCUGCAAACGGUUAUACUUUCUAGUCUUCUCGAAUAAGGACGAAAAACCGUAGGGCCCGCCUCAUCUAGUUCUUGUGAGAGGUAAAAGAACCCACACCACUCUUCAGAAAGAGUAGGGGACGUAGACCCUGGUGGUGUGGUCAACCUUUCCUGGUCUGGGUGUGUUAUCUGUAAGGAGAGAUCUUUAUACAGGAUCCUUUAGGUGUAGUAAUGGCUACCUGUAAAAAGAUGUAUGUACUUAUGAAAUGUCCACAUUAUCAGAAAGACCUUAGCAAAAGGUUAAUCAAUCCGAGUAAUUUACCUUUGCUGUCAAAUAAUAACAACAACAACUUACAUACAAUAAAGGACCGACACAUAACUAUAAUGUACCUAAAGUAAAAGAUAGGAAUGGAAAGUACAAGAAGUAGGGUUCGAAAUGGGGCCCUAAGUCCCAUGCAUCCCUUGUAAAAAUAACAAAAUGAGCUACAGAAGGAUAAAGGAAUCUAACAUAGCUCUAAGGACUGAGGGAAGAAGGUAAAAUCUGUUGUUACCAAUGAUCACCAGAACUGUGAUAGAUACUCCAUGCGCGAGGCUCAUUGUUACUGGCGUUAAAUACUAUGGGUCAGUUAUUUGAACGGUGUUUAGUCCAUGUUUAGCAAAACCGCGUUCUAAGCCAUUUUGAGUUUGCCGAACACUUUUAUGUAAACACCAUUUAUCGUUAACAGUUUCAUGAAAGCAUAUUGCGUAGACUUGAAAAUCAUUUGUCUUCUUAAAAUCCUACUGAGAAGAGAUAUGGAGGUCCAAAGAUUUCCUAUACCGUGAUCUAAGAUAUACUUUGUUUAAAUAACCAACCAGCACAUGACCUUGAUCUGUCUAAAACGACGUUCGACUAUAAAUUUGGAUUAUAGCCCAUAUUACAGUUCCUAGUUCUGGACUGAAGCUACAGUGUUCUUUACCAUGAAGCUAAGCCUAUUUCAAGCGUUCAUACAGUGUUCUUUACCAUGAAACUAAGCCUAUUUCAAGCGUUCAGACAGUGUUCUUUACCAUGAAGCUAAGCCUAUUUCAAGCGUUCAGAUUGUGGCGCGGUUUUUCCUGUUCACUUCUCUUUGCGUCGUCCCCACCAUCUGAAAACCUUAAACAAUCUACUUAAUGGGGCUGUGUCACGGCAGUCCAGUUCAUUUUGUUGUAUUUUGCCAAUUACUCGCUCUCAAUCGCUAUGGAACUUAAAGUAGCAAAGAAAUUACAUGUAAAUGACAAAAUCAGAGAUCCGAGACAAACAAAUAUGUCUCCUGAGCAUUAUUUUUGAAGUUGCAAGCAGCAGGGAUCAAAUUUGAAAAACUGUUACGCUGAACAGUUUUCGAAAACCCUAAUUUCAAUCCGUUUCAAUAUUCUUCAGUUUUGCCCAUCAGUGGCAUCUGUUGUUUCUUUUAUGUUAUUUUAACCUUCCUUUAAAGUUUUAAGCGGCCAUUUUUACGUUUCUCUUAAUUUAACAGGCAUUUUGUAAUUUCCUAAUUUAGCUGAAUUUCGUGACACAGCUCCUUCAAAGGUUAUUAAAUAUGUCUUAAAUAGAUUUAAAUCUUAGCGGAACAUCAGCUGAAUGAUGUUUAAUCAAUAUUUUUCGUGGUAUCAUAAAUAGUAGAACAAUUUUCUCGUAAAAAAGAGGCAAAUCAAUGGGUUUUUUUUUAAUUUGCAGCAUUUCCUGGAGUGGAUCUUGGCAUCUUGAUAGAUACAUCAAGAAGCAUCGGAGAUAAAUCUUUACAGCGGCUAAGGCAGAGAUUUCUUCCUCGGUUUUUCAAACGCUUUAGGAUUGGCAGGAAGAAAACGCGGGUAGCUGUUGUUACUCUUAACAGGAAGGCCAAAGUUGUACUGAACUUUAAAAGUCGUUCUUCGUUCAAAAAGGAUGCACUUAUCAGAAAUUUGCAAACGAUUCGGCUGGGGAAAAGGUUUGGCACACGCUUAGACAAAGGAUUCAACAAAGUUCAUGACAGCCUAUUCUCCAGGAAAGGUGGCGACAGAGUGAACUACCCAGACGUGCUGGUUGUCUUUACAGACGGAAAGCAAUUUCCUCCUAUUAUACCAUUCAAAGAGACCUUAGAUCACCUCAAGGUGUGUAUCCUUAUUAAGUAGUGAAUAGUGAUCAUGAAUCAUGUAUUCACUCGUACCCGAUUUUAGUAUUAUUUUGCUUAAUGAGACAAAGUACAGGGCUUAAUUACCAUAAAAUUACAUUAGAAUCAUGAAUCACAUGUAUACCAAUUUGAAAUUUAAAUUCAAUGAUUACGCGAGUAACAAUUUUUAUAGGUUUUCUAACAAGAGAGAAUAAAGGGGAUCCCCCAUACACACCCUAUUCCAUAGGUAAUUUGUCUAGAGUUAUUUUUAAGACACACAGAUCCCAAGGGGGAUUAGACAACAGCCAAUCACAUAGCGUGAAUGUGUUCCGCGAGGAUGACCCACGCUCAGAGGCACGCGUCCUUCACGAAUUGACGCAGAAAAAAAUGGCGGAAGACUCGGAGAGCGAUAUUGCUAUUCGUUUUGUCGACGAAAACGACUAAGGAGAGAUUUCUGCUAAAGCGGUGUCAGCGAAAUGGCAAUUAAAAAAGAAUCGCUCUUCCUCUCUUGUAUAGAGCGAACAGUACAGCAGGGAAAUCCUUAACACGCUGAAUAUUCUCUCAGGAUCAUUUAUAAUUUACAGUUUGAAGAGAGCAAUUUCUGGUUUGAUAUUUAUUCUUUUAUAAGUCUUUUAUUAUUCAACAAAAAUAACACUAGGCGUCCUACUUGCUUUAUUGUACAAAUGACCGGUUUCAAUAGACCGGCGAAAUUUCUCAUUUUAUUAAAGCACUGAGAUUACGACAACUUCGAGUUAAACUGAUUUGACGGGUUGUCAAAGAGUCCAGCGAUAAUCUUUUCCCAGGUGAGCGCCGACUCAUUUCGCUUCAAUAUUGAGAAAUGCUCUCGAUCUCUUUACGUUUUCAUUGCCUUUCACACGACAUGUUUUGCAUGGCGUUUAGUCAUGCGAAACCUCCACGAAACAUCCACGCACCGCGCGAGGUAACUUUAUCCCGAUUCUAAAAAUAACUCGAGACGAAUUACCUAUGGAAUAGGGUGUGCAUGGGGGAUGCCUUCUCUGUCCCCUUUAUCCUCUCUUGUUUUCUAAGCAUAAAUAGCUGUUGGUUUAAUUAUUAGAAACUUAACCUUUCGACCAAACUGAUCAAUUAUUAUUUUUCCAAAAUUAAAACCUGUCAAUAUGGUUCUUGUUUUUUACCACGAAGUGAAUCUUUCCGUUGUUUGGGCCAUAUAGACCUUUAAUAUGUAUGAUAAUUAGCCUUUCUGACCUUGUUUGAAUGUAAGAAUUAUUUUGUAUUGUGCACAUCAUAUAAAAGGAUAUAUUAAUGGGCCGCCAUUAUGAACGUGGUUUAUAAUUAUUUAUUGGGGAUUCACAACAGGGUUUUUUUGGAAUCAGGGAUUUUCCUUAUUUGAAGGACGGAAUUCGAAAUCAAGAAUUGUAUUCGUUUAACUGAGGGUGAGUUUUGGGAUUAAAAGUAUGCGCAGGAUGAGGGAUUUGGGAUGCCAGAAAUAGCCAUCGGGAUUUAAGAGAUUAAGCAAAAUUUGGGUCGGGAUGACGGGAUGAAAUAAACCCUAUUUGGGGAACUCUUUGCAAAUUACCAAAAUAAUACAACUUGAAAAUACAAAAUCGGAACCAUCGUUACACGUCUCCCAUGCGCACCGUAUUGAAAUGCGAACUUUCAUCGUAGAUUCAUCGGGCUGUACACGUGCUGUUCGUUGGGUAUGGACCUCCGAGAAAGAUAAAUUACAAGUUGCUCGAUGCAAUUGCUGCGCCUGGUCAGGUCAUGACUUUAAAUGGAAGGAGAACCAUUCAAAAGCUGCGGAAGGCAGUUGAGAGUAAGGAUUUAGUUUUGAAAGCAGGGACCAACGUAGCAAAAUAGAAGUACUGGAUCCUAACUGAGGAUCUUAUCAGCUAUACGAUUCAGUAUAAACAAUGAAAAGAAGUUAAGCUAGUUUUGCAGUUAGAAAGAUUUAUAUUGCCAAUAUUUCGAAAGGAACUGCCUUUAUUCUUCAGGAUCUUAAGUCGCCUCCUAUCCAAAACAUUUCCCACCAAAGCUUGCGAUUGGAAGCUCUCGUAAACGACCACCUAGCAAGCAACCGCGACCACUUUGGGUUGACGGUUUUAUAAUUUUUCAUUGUUUUUAACCCCUUGAAAGCGACGACUUAUAACGCAUGGUGUGGUCUUGUUCGCUAUAUGUACUACGCCACUCAGAGUAUACUGUCAGUGCAGAGAACAGCCAUAAUUUCUGUUUUAAAAGUAGAUGUGUUCGAACCUUUCCUUGGAAGUUAACACCUGUGCGGCCACCUCCCGAAAGCGAUCACUGAAACCUUCGACGGGAGGCUUAACUCUACUUGUAUUCCCUCAACAGAGAUUGAUGGCCUUUACACCCCCUGGAGUGAGUGGUCGGUCUGCAGUGAUACGUGUGGCAAUGGUGUUCAGAUACGAAGCAGAAGCUGCACUGCUCCACCACAGCGUAAUGGUGGUAUGGACUGCAGUCAGUUCGGACCGCCAGUUGAAGUCAAGCAGUGCAUCCUAGGGCAAUGCCCUAGAAUACUACCUCUUCUUCGUAAUAUUCCUCGCAGUUUUCAGGUAAGUUCGGAAACUUUUUUCUUAUUAUUAUUAACCUGCGAGCAGAGGUUCCUCCCUUGCAUGGAUUUUAGCAUUCUCCUAGUCGUUCGUGUCGCUUGUCAGUCGCCUAGUUGGUUUGUUUGCGCCGCAACAGAAAAGCGACGCGAACGACUUCGUGAACGCUUUUAA
This is a messenger RNA of Porites evermanni, 13045 nucleotides long. The record is from the annotation of a GenBank genome assembly. NCBI's taxonomy places the organism in Eukaryota, Metazoa, Cnidaria, Anthozoa, Scleractinia, Poritidae.